Molecule: messenger RNA, 748 nt
Organism: Oppia nitens
Lineage: Eukaryota; Metazoa; Arthropoda; Arachnida; Sarcoptiformes; Oppiidae
Exons: 2
Coding region: 103-714 (203 amino acids)
Source: RefSeq, a predicted model, not a curated record
UUCACAAUAUCUCUCAUCAAACUAUAAAUACAUUUAAAUAAUAUAAGAAAUAGUUAUUCAAAUGAAAUUAUUAACCAAAUCAUCAAUUAAUUAUAUCACAAUAUGAAGUCAAAUAUACCGGUAAUUGUUUGCUACUUAAUUGUUAUGACAUAUAAUAUAUAUAACUGUGAAAAAGUUCAAAGACUAGUAUUACCAUCAUUGGCGUCAUCUUUGAGGAUAAUCCCGAGCGUUCAGAUGCCAAUUGUUACAUCCAAUUCAAUACAAUCAGGAUUCAGUUUCCGACUUCCCAUUGCUAUACAAUUUCCCAGUGCUCUUGACUUCGCUCAGUCUUUUAGACAAACAUUAUAUAAUGGAAAUACCAUUGACUUUAUGUCUUCUUCGUUGGACUCGAACCGGACAAGAGUUACAUCGAGAGCCAACUUAUAUCGAGCCAUAGAGAAAACACACAGUCGUUUGGGUCGAGUUUGUCUCCUAAGAGCUAUCUGUGAGGUCGCCGAAGUGCCUUUCAUGUCUGCAUCACAUGGUUUGAUUGGACAGCUAAUUGAUAUGCUCUUAAGUUCUUCUCUAUUAACUGAUAGCACUGGUGUAUUAAAAAGAUAUAAAGAGGCAGAAAUAAUAGGUAAAAGUGGUUCAAAAAAGCAGAGAUGUAAAGCACAUUAUAAGGAAUGUCCGUUUUCUUUAUUCAACUUUCUUGACGUUCCCAUCGGUGGUUAAACAUUUAUCAACAAUUUAUUUAUUUAUUUAUUUA